Lindgomyces ingoldianus is the source of this 1866-nucleotide messenger RNA. RefSeq lists its product as uncharacterized. The record is from RefSeq and is a predicted model, not a curated record. The coding region runs from base 65 to 1666 and encodes 533 amino acids. Lineage: Eukaryota; Fungi; Ascomycota; Dothideomycetes; Pleosporales; Lindgomycetaceae. Gene Ontology annotation, biological process: amino acid transmembrane export from vacuole. The transcript is spliced from 7 exons.
GAUGUUUCAAUGUAUGGGUAUAUAACGCAGCAAUCUGCCGAUAUCCUUUUGUCCAUUUUAUGCAAUGGCAGAUGUUUUGAAAGACGAGAAGAUAGAUGCGAUUGCUGUGGAGCGCAACAGCGACGAAGAGUUCGGAAACACUCCUCAGGAUGCACCAGACGAACCCAAAUCUCCUCUGAGGACAAAAAAGGCCCUAAUAGCAUGGAUGAUUUUAUGCUACUCUACUGGACCAACUGCUGGUGUAGCUGCUCGCUAUGUCCCGGCUGUACUGCAGUCGGGAGCAAACCUCCUCGGCCACAAGCCCGGCACCAAUGAGCCAUGCGCGAAGCGCGGGGUGGUCAAAUGCGUCGUGAAAUUUGGUGCUGGAGAAGUUGACUACAACAGCUAUGUCCUUUACUUGCAAUCAAUUGGCCGAGCAAUGGAAGGCGUCCUCACCAUUUUCCUCUCAGGAAUCGCGGACUUUGCGCAUUAUCGAAAAACUCUCAUGAUCAUCAGCAUUAUUAUCUUCGGUGCCUUUGCACUCCCAUUCACCUCAUUCGCCGACCGAACUUACCACAACCUGAUUACGGCUUCGGCGCUAUGGGUCAGCAUGACAACUGUCCAGGGCGCAUAUGGAACAUUGGAAUCAUCCUACAUUCCCCUAUUUAUGCGUGAAACAGGAUGGCUCACAUCACGAGCGCGAAUUGGUCAGGACGGCAAAGCCGUUCUUAUCGAGGAGGAGGAGAGCAAGAAGCAGCUUUUUAACCGUGGUACUUUGGUCAGCGUUCUGGGUCUUAUUUCGGGGAAUGUCGGGACUUUGACCUCUCUGCUCAUUGGCGUAAUUAUCACUUAUACAAGCGGCACGGGGGCGUUUGACGGUUACAAGGACUUUCUCCUUGCGAUUACAAUUGGCGGUUGUCUUACCAUCGUAUUCGGGAUUAUUGGAUACCUUACCCUACCUUCCGUCAGGGGACCCAAACUCCCGUCAAAGAAUCUACCCGUACUAGCGGUAAAAAGAUGGUUUGAGCUCUUCAAAUCCAUCCCCAAAUACCCUGAGGCUUUCAAACUCUGUGUAGGCUGGAUUCUCUGGAACACCGGCUACAGCAACUUCAACUCAGUCAUCGGCCUUCUUUUCCGCGAAGUCAGCGGCCUCGGCGUCGGCGACCGCCUCUACACCGUCUACACCUUCACCGCCGUGCUAACCGCCUCCAUUGGCAGCUUGACCUGGAUGUUCGUGUUCCCGCGGCUCGACUUCAAAAUCAAACAUUACGCAUACGUCUUCCUAAUUAUCAAUAUUUUCUGCAUAUUCUGGGGCACAUUAGGCAUAAGCAACAACGUUAAAAUCGGGUAUAAAUACGUCCCAGAGUUCUGGAUUGAGCAGACGCUAUUUUCCAUGACGAGCAGUGCGCUGCGGUCCGCGAAUAGGGUUAUGUAUGCAUCCAUGCUGCCUCGCGGGAGAGAAGCGCAUUUCUUCGGACUCGAGUUAACGUUGGAUCUUGCCACGGGGUGGAUUAAUCCGCUCGUGCAGUCGGUGAUUCAGGAUCGGACACAUAAUCUGAGGUAUCCGAUGUUGCCGAAUCUAUUCCUUUUGAUUAUUGCGGCGGGAUUUUACGUUUGGUUUGAUUUGGAUAAGGGAAUUAAAGACUCGCUUAAGUCGUUUAAUGACGUGGAGGUAACAGUGGAAUAAAGACCACCCCUAAGCGGGGGAAGUAAAGAGUGGCACAGAUUGUUCUCAGCUCCGCAUACGGCCUAAGUUGUACCCGCAAAAAUGGAGCCUCCAUACCAACUACAUCUCCCCCGUCCCUCAUCUAUAACAAAACAUUCCCAUCAACGGCCUCUCCCUAAUUUUAGAACCAAGUUGCCAUUUACCACGAAUUACAAAAUUCC